AGUUAAGACAAUGGAUCCAGCAAAAGAAGUGGCACUCGUCCUUCUACCUGUGACAAUUUUCGGGUCAAUCUUGAACUGGUCAGUGUUCUACUCUUUUUGUAAGCUGCCUGUCUUUAAAAACGCAUUUGGCAUCCUUUCUGCGAAUCAAGCCUUUGCCGAUGCUCUCCACUCUACCACAUUUUUAUUGUAUUUUUGUCCAAUGGUCUUAUUUGACCAAUCCACAAUGAAGCAAUAUUCUCAUCAUUGUGGUUUCUUCAUCCUCUUCCUAUCCGAGUUUUCAAUCCUCACUCAUUUCAUUAUUUCGAUAAACCGAGCGUUUGCUGUCUGGGCUCCUUACAGAUACGAGACUUUGUUCAGCGUUAGAAAUACUAAAAUUUUAAAAUUUAUUGUAUGGAUUUUUAUUUCAUUUGUUGCAAUUUUGUUUUACGAAAAGUUCUGCUACAUCUAUUAUGACAGUGCAUCCCGUUUUUUUGUAUUCACUGCGACAGAGUUUUGUGGUGUCAUUGCAUGGUAUGGUGACUUUUUGAAGAAUGCAGCUAUUGUAAUUGCAACUGUUUCUUUGGAUAUCAUAACCGUUUUGAGAGUCCGUCAUAUUACUAAAAAGAUAAGUGGAGCAAUGAGUGAAGAAGCCCAGAAUAACAUUUCCGCCCGUGAUAUUCGAUUUUUGAAACAAGCUGUUGCUCAAGCCACUGUGUUUCUCUGUGAACUCACCACUUACUUUUUCUUUCCACUUUAUUUUGAGAAUUACUGGAUAUUGUUCUUUGGUACUUCUUUUGCAUGGGUGGGAAUUCAUGCAGCAGAUGGAAUUAUUGUGGUCGUUUGCCAUCCCGAAGUUCGAAGUUUCCUUUUGGGCAAGAAAGUCAGUCAAGUACAUUCAGUGUCUAUCCGAACAACUACAGCUAAAUAAAUAUUUUCUUCAUGACCCACCUCUUUUCCGCCUAACCUGUGAUUUUUCAAAUAAAUUU
Messenger RNA from Caenorhabditis elegans, 965 nucleotides. It is a transcript of the gene srx-56, whose product is annotated as G-protein coupled receptors family 1 profile domain-containing protein. Gene Ontology annotation, cellular component: membrane. Gene Ontology annotation, biological process: G protein-coupled receptor signaling pathway; signal transduction. NCBI's taxonomy places the organism in Eukaryota, Metazoa, Nematoda, Chromadorea, Rhabditida, Rhabditidae. The record is from RefSeq and is marked reviewed. Bases 11 to 907 code for a protein of 298 amino acids. Gene Ontology annotation, molecular function: G protein-coupled receptor activity. The transcript has 6 exons.